Cutaneotrichosporon cavernicola is the source of this 450-nucleotide messenger RNA. RefSeq names its product calmodulin. Gene Ontology annotation, cellular component: myosin II complex. NCBI's taxonomy places the organism in Eukaryota, Fungi, Basidiomycota, Tremellomycetes, Trichosporonales, Trichosporonaceae. The coding region runs from base 1 to 450 and encodes 149 amino acids. The transcript has 9 exons. Gene Ontology annotation, molecular function: calcium ion binding. The record is from RefSeq and is a predicted model, not a curated record.
AUGGCCGAGCAGCUUACCAAGGAGCAAAUUGCUGAGUUCAAGGAGGCUUUCUCCCUCUUCGACAAGGAUGGCGACGGAACCAUCACCACCAAGGAGCUCGGCACCGUCAUGCGCUCGCUCGGCCAGAACCCCACCCAGGCUGAGCUCGAGGACAUGAUCAACGAGGUUGACGCCGAUGGCAACAACUCGAUCGACUUUGCCGAGUUCAUGACCCUCAUGGCCCGCAAGAUGCACGACACCGACUCUGAGGAGGAGAUCCGCGAGGCCUUCAAGGUCUUUGACAAGAACAACGACGGUCACAUCUCGGCUGCUGAGCUGAAGCACGUUAUGACCAACCUCGGCGAGAAGCUCUCGGACGACGAGAUCACCCAGAUGAUCCGCGAGGCCGACAAGGACGGUGACGGCAUGAUCGACUACAACGAGUUUGUUUCCAUGAUGAUGGCCAAGUAA